AUGGUCUUAGUGAUUCUCCUAGUGAUUCUCCAUAGUAAUUCUCCUAGUGAUUCUCCUAGUGAUCCUCCCAGUAAUCCUCUUAGUUAUUCUCCUAGUCAUCAUCAUAGUGAUUCUCCUAGUGAUCCUCCUAGUGAUUAUCCUAGUGAUUCUCCUAGUGAUUUUCCUAGUGAUUCCUCCCCUAGUGAUUCUCCUAGUGAUUCACUUAUGAUCCUCCUAGUGAUUCUUCUUAAUUCUCCUAGUGAUCCUCAUAGUGAUUCUCCUAGUGAGUCUCCUAGUGAUCCUCAUAGUGAUUCUCCUAGUGAUCCUCAGAGUGAUUCUCCUAGUGAUCCUCAUAGUGAUUCUCCUAGUGAUCCUCAUAGUGUUUAUCCUAGUGAUUCUCCUAGUGAUUUUCCUAGUGAUUCCUCCCCUAGUGAUUCUCCUAGUGAUUCACUUAGUGAUUCUCCUAGUGAUCCUCCUAGUGAUCCUCAUAGCGAUUCUCCUAGUGAUGGUCUUAGUGAUUCUCCUAGUGAUUAUCCUAGUCAUCCUCAUAGUGAUUCUCCUAGUGAUCCUCCUAGUGAUUAUCCUAGUGAUUCUCCUAGUGAUUUUCCUAUGAUCCUCAUAGCGAUUCUCCUAGUGAUUCUCCUAGUGAUCCUCACAGUGAUUCUCCUAGUGAGUCUCCUAGUGAUCCUCAUAGUGAUCCUCCCAGUGAUCCUCAUAGUGAUUCUCCUAGUGAUCCUCACAGUGAUUCUCCUAGUGAUUCUCCUAGUGAUUUUCCUAGUGAUUCCUCCCCUAGUUAUUCUCCUAGAUUCUCUUAGUGAUUCUCCUAGUGAUCCUCAUAGCGAUUCUCCUAGUGAUUCUCCUAGUGAUUCUCCUAGUGAUCCUCCUAGUGAUCCUCCUAGUGAUCCUCCUAGUGAUUCUCCUAGUGAUCCUCACAGUGAUUCUCCUAGUGAGUCUCCUAGUGAUCCUCAUAGUGAUCCUCCCAGUGAUCCUCAUAGUGAUUCUCCUAGUGAUCCUCACAGUGAUUCUCCUAGUGAGUCUCCUAGUGAUCCUCAUAGUGAUCCUCCCAGUGAUCCUCCUAGUGAUUCUCCUAGUGAGUCUCCUAGUGAUCCUCAUAGUGAUUCUCCUAGUGAUCCUCAGAGUGAUUCUCCUAGUGAUCCUCAUAGUGAUUCUCCUAGUGAUCCUCCUAGUGAUUAUCCUAGUGAUUCUCCUAGUGAUUUUCCUAGUGAUUCCUCCCCUAGUGAUUCUCCUAGUGAUUCACUUAGUGAUUCUCCUAGUUAUUCUCCUAGUGAUCCUCAUAGCGAUUCUCCUAGUGAUGGUCUUCGUGAUUCUCCUAGUGAUUAUCCUAGUCAUCCUCAUAGUGAUUCUCCUAGUGAUCCUCCUAGUGAUUAUCCUAGUGAUUCUCCUAGUGAUUUUCCUAGUGAUUCCUCCCCUAGUGAUUCUCCUAGUGAUCCUCCUAGUGAUUCUCCUAGUGAUCCUCAUAGUGAUCCUCCUAGUGAUUCUCCUAGUGAUCCUCCUAGUGAUUCUCCUAGUGAUCCUCAUAGCGAUUCUCCUAGUGAUGGUCUUAGUGAUUCUCCUAGUGAUUCCCCUAGUGAUUCUCCUAAUUCUCCUAGUGAUUCUCCUGAUUCUCCUAGUGAUCCUCAUAGUGAUUUUCCUAGUGAUCCUCACAGUGAUUCCCCUAGUGAUUCCUCCCCUAGUGAUUCUCCUAGUUAUUCUCCUAGUGAUCCUCAUAGUGAUUCUCCUAGUGAUCCUCAUAGUAAUUCUCCUAGUGAUUCUCCUAGUCAUCCUCAUAUGAUCCUCAUAGCGAUUCUCCUAGUGAUGGUCUUAGUGAUUCUCCUAGUGAUUCUCCUAGUCAUCCUCCUAGUGAUUAUCCUAGUGAUCCUCCUAGUGAUUAUCCUAGUGAUUCUCCUAGUGAUUUUCCUAGUGAUUCCAGUGAUUCUCCUAGUUAUUCUCCUAGAUUCUCCUAGUGAUUCUCCUAGUGAUCCUCAUAGCGAUUCUCCUAGUGAUUCUCCUACUCAUCCUCAUAGUGAUCCUCCUAGUGAUCCUCCUAGUGAUUCUCCUAGUGAUUCUCCUAGUGAUCCUCAUAGUGAUUCUCCUAGUGAGUCUCCUAGUGAUCCUCAUAGUGAUUCUCCUAGUGAUCCUCAUAGUGAUUCUCCUAGUGAUCCUCAUAGUGAUUCUCCUAGUAAGUCUCCUAGUGAUCCUCAUAGUGAUUCUCCUAGUAAGUCUCCUAGUGAUCCUCAUAGUGAUUCUCCUAGUGAUCCUCAUAGUGAUUCUCCUAGUGAUUCUCCUAGUGAUUCUCCUAGUGAUUCUCCUAGUGAUUCUCCUAGUGAUUCUCCCAGUGAUCCUCCUAGUGAUUCUCCUAGUCAUCCUCAUAGUGAUUAUCCUAGUGAUUCUCCUAGUGAUUCUCCUAGUGAUUUUCCUAGUGAUUCCUCCCCUAGUGAUUCUCCUAGUGAUUCACUUAAUUCUCCUAGUGAUUCUCCUGAUUCUCCUAGUGAUCCUCAUAGUGAUUUUCCUAGUGAUCCUCACAGUGAUUCUCCUAGUGAUUCCUCCCCUAGUGAGUCCCUUAGUGAUUCUCCUAGUGAUCCUCAUAGUGAUUCUUCUAGUGAUUCUCAUAGUGAUUAUCCUAGAUUCUCCUAG
Macrosteles quadrilineatus (aster leafhopper) is the source of this 2613-nucleotide messenger RNA. Its product is annotated as cell surface glycoprotein 1-like. Lineage: Eukaryota; Metazoa; Arthropoda; Insecta; Hemiptera; Cicadellidae. The record is from RefSeq and is a predicted model, not a curated record. The coding region runs from base 1 to 2613 and encodes 870 amino acids. The transcript is spliced from 6 exons.